Messenger RNA from Odontomachus brunneus, 887 nucleotides. It is a transcript of the gene Roe1, whose product is annotated as grpE protein homolog 1, mitochondrial. Gene Ontology annotation, cellular component: PAM complex, Tim23 associated import motor. The transcript has 4 exons. The coding region runs from base 114 to 815 and encodes 233 amino acids. NCBI's taxonomy places the organism in Eukaryota, Metazoa, Arthropoda, Insecta, Hymenoptera, Formicidae. Gene Ontology annotation, molecular function: protein-folding chaperone binding; protein homodimerization activity; adenyl-nucleotide exchange factor activity. The record is from RefSeq and is a predicted model, not a curated record. Gene Ontology annotation, biological process: protein folding; protein import into mitochondrial matrix.
GUCACUAGUAUGAUACGGCUAUUACACUUUCUAAACUCAUGAUCGUUGUUGAUCGUGCUGUUUCGUCAGCCGUUGCAGAAUCUUCUUGAGCCGCGAGUCAAUCGAAGUAAAUCAUGGCAACGAUUGCUAUACCGGUAGCAUUACGGUUUAGUCGUAUGACAAUUGAUAGUUUAUAUCAAAUAAAUAAAUGUGGCUUAAACAAAUUGCCACAAGCAUUUGUUUUUCCAUGGAAAAGACAAUAUUAUAGUACAAUAACAGAAGAGAAAAAACCAAAUACUGGAGAGUCUCCGGUACAAGAAUGCACCGAAAGUGAGAAGAAACUAAAAACAGACUUGGAACUCAUCAACAAAGAACUUACUGAACUUAAAGAAUCCAAGGAUGUGAUUGAAGAUAAAUAUAAAAGAGCAUUGGCAGAAGGAGAAAAUAUCAGAGUUAGACUGACUAAGCAGAUCAAUGAUGCCAAACUCUUUGGCAUCCAAGGUUUCUGCAAAGAUCUUUUAGAUGUAGCUGAUGUACUAGGAAAAGCUACCGAAAGUGUACCAAAGGAUGAAAUAACAGAGAAAAAUCCACAUUUGAAAAGUUUAUAUGAAGGAUUAAUAAUGACAGAAGCACAAUUACAUAAAGUGUUCAAGAAGCAUGGCUUAAUUUCAUUAAAUCCAAUUGAUGAGAAAUUUGAUCCUAAUCAACAUGAAGCACUAUUUCAACAAGAGGUUGAAGGUAAAGAAGCUGGAACAAUUGUAGUUGUAUCAAAAAUAGGAUACAAAUUGCACGAAAGAAUAAUAAGACCUGCAUUAGUAGGUGUUGCUAAAGGAUAACUAUUUAAUACAAAAAUUGAUAAGACAUUCAUUUGAUGUAAAUUGUUAAAUAAUAUAAAAUCUAAUAUAGAA